AUGGAGCUAUUCGCAGUAAAUCGGUACAAUGAAGUUAAACUUACCAAAGAGGAUGAAUCGGUCCAAGAAGAUUUAUUUCUACAUCGCCUCGAGUCGCGAAUCAGGAAUAAAGAGAAACAGCAGGAACAUGCAAUAUCCACAAAUAAGCCGGAUUUAACAAAUGAUGAGGUGAACAACAGUAAAUCCGACGAAGAAUUGAGUUUUAUGAGAGAUCAACAAGUUGUUGGUGAUUAUUUGAUUUUAGAUGAUAACUCUAAGAUAAAAGAUGGAACAGAUCAGCUAGAUCAAGAAAGUUCCAAAACGAAUGAGCAAGAAUUUCAAUUGCUUGGUAAUAACCGUUUCGAGAAACGCAAGGAAGUAGAAAACAUAUUGCCUCCAUGGCUAUCUCAUCCAACGAUAAUAGAUAACAAUUUUGCAAAAAAAGGAAAGUCGAUUAAAAAAUUGUCAUAUCUCGAUGAACAGCUCAGAAUAAACCUCAAAAACAUGAACUACAAAAGACUUUUUCCGGUUCAGGAAGUUGUUAUACCGUGGAUAUUGGAUGCCCAUCAAAAACCCGCACCUUUCUGGCCUCGGGACGUUUGCAUUUCUUCGCCAACAGGUAGCGGUAAAACUUUAGCUUUCGCUGUUCCAGUUGUUCAAUUACUACUAGGUAGGGUGGCCCCUGCUGUACGAGCUCUUGUGAUUUUACCAGUGAAAGAAUUAGCAGAACAAGUAUUUGAUGUGUUUGAAAAACUCUGUAAGGGGACAAAAGUUCGGCCGCUGCUGUUAUCUCGCAAGCAAUCGUUCAGCAUCGAACAAUCUAAACUUGUCGAUUGCUUCAACGGAAAUUAUAUGCCAAAGGUUGAUAUAAUUGUAACUACUGCCGGACGUCUAGUAGAACAUCUGCACACAACGGAAGGGUUUACCUUGCGACAGCUUCGUUUUUUGAUUAUAGAUGAAGCUGACCGAGUGAUGGACCAAAUCCAAAACGACUGGCUGUACCACCUUAACAAACAUGUCAAAGAAGAGUCGGAUGAAUAUCUACUGGGGAGAACCGUUGGACAAUUGUCGCAGACAGAGUUGUUUGAUAAACCCCGCCAACCACAUAAAUUACUUUUUUCGGCAACUCUCAGUCAGGAUCCGGAAAAGCUUAAAACGUUUAGACUUUUUCAUCCCAAGCUGUUCACAGCGGUUGCCAAUCCUGAAAAAUGGUUAGCAAAUCUGUCGAAACAGCACGCCGCUGCCGAAGAGAAGCGCGGCAAAUUUGUCGGCCAAUAUGCAACACCAGCGGAACUGCGGGAGCUGAUUUGUAUAACGCAAUACAAGAUUAAACCGCUUACACUUUUCGCUUUAAUUAAGGAAAAUGGUUAUAAGCGAUUUCUGUGUUUCACUAAUUCCAUCGAUGCGUCACAUCGUUUGUCGUUUGUACUACAAAAAAUGUUCGGCACUGAACUGAUUAUUGAGGAGUGGUCCUCUUCUUUAAGUCCAGUAGCAAGGAAAAAUGUUCUCAGUCGUUUUGCUCUGGGAAAAGUAAACGGAAUUAUCUGCACAGAUGCGUUAGCUCGUGGAAUUGAUAUAGAUGAUAUAGAAGUUGUUAUUUCAUAUGACAUGCCAAGGCAUAUUAAUACUUACAUCCAUCGAAUAGGGAGAACUGGUCGUGCGGGACAAAAAGGAACUUCCAUUACAAUGUUAAUUGACGAGCAAAGGAAAAUGUUUAAUAUAAUGUUAGCUGAAGCUGGAAAGAGUAACCUAGAGUUAAUUGACAUUAAAUCUAAUGCAGAAGAAGAGUACGCAGUACCAUAUUCGAGUUCUUUAAAUGACCUUCGCGAAGCGCUUGAACUGGAAAAGCAAACUAUGAAUAAGAUUCGCAAUGGAAUAUCAAUCGCAAGCAUGACGAGGGUUAAUUUGUUAAGUAAGUUAAAAGAUCGUGCUGAGAUAGAUAACGGCAAUAAGACGGAAAUAAUCAAAUCACUAUUACACCUGCCAAAAGCUUGGAGCAAUGAAGCAAUUGAACAAAGAGCAAAUGAAGGCCGUAAACGCCCGUUCAAACGCCGUGAGGAUGAAAAAGUAAACAGAUUAAAUGACGAUGGGAAGCAAUCGACAAACGAAGGUCAGUCCUCUAAAAAACGAAAAAUAUCGUCAUGAUAGAGAUAAUUUUUGAAACCAUAAAUACCAGCGC
Molecule: messenger RNA, 2158 nt
Organism: Sabethes cyaneus
Lineage: Eukaryota; Metazoa; Arthropoda; Insecta; Diptera; Culicidae
Gene: Dbp73D
Product: probable ATP-dependent RNA helicase Dbp73D
Exons: 6
Coding region: 1-2124 (707 amino acids)
Cellular component (GO): nucleus
Molecular function (GO): ATP binding; nucleic acid binding
Source: RefSeq, a predicted model, not a curated record